AUGGUGGCUCCCCAAGGGGCCCUUGUACAGGUGGUGGUGCCCCUAGGGGCCCUGCAAAAGGAGGUGGCACCUCCAGGGACCCUGACAGAGGUGGUAGCACCCCCAGGGGUGCUGGCGCCAACAGCGGCCCACCUAGGGGCUCUCCUUAAGGGCAGAAGCACCUCCAGGCACCCUCCCAAAGGAGGUGAAGCCCCCAGGGCCCCUGCCAGGGGCGGUGGCACCGAAGAGGGGCCUUUCCAGGGGCAGUGGUGCCCACAGGGACCCUUCCAGGAGUGCUGGUGCCAACUGCGGUCCACUCAGGGGCUCUCCUUAGGGACAGAAGCACCUCUAGGCACCCUCCCAGAGGAGGUGGCACCCCCAGGGGCCCUGCCAGGAGCGAUGGCACCCAAGGAAUCCCUGCCAGGGGCAGUGGCGCCCCCAGGGGCCCUCUCAGGGAUGUUAGAGCCCCUGAGGGCCCUUUUAGGGGUCCUCUCAGUGGGUGGUGGCACCCCCAAGGGCUUUUUUAGGGGCAGUGGCACCUCCAGGGGCCCUUUCAGGGACAAUGGCUCCCCAAGGGGCCCUCUUACGGCCAGUGGCGCCCCCAGGGGCGGUGGUGCCCACAGGGGCCCUUCCAGGAGUGCUGUUGCCAACAGCGGUGCACCUAGGGGCUUUCCUUAG
This is a messenger RNA of Homarus americanus (American lobster), 657 nucleotides long. Its product is annotated as translation initiation factor IF-2-like. The coding region runs from base 1 to 657 and encodes 218 amino acids. The transcript is spliced from 2 exons. The record is from RefSeq and is a predicted model, not a curated record. Lineage: Eukaryota; Metazoa; Arthropoda; Malacostraca; Decapoda; Nephropidae.